AUGGGAGGCGGGAACAUAGCGAAGACGAAGACAGCCCCGCAACUCGAAGAUGAAGUCACGAAGCUGGCGCGAACUCUAGACUUGGAGCAAGUGUCGGACGUGGAUAUUGAUAAGGGCCUCGAGCUCAUCGAAGACGUCCACAGAUAUUUGGAGCAGACGAAUUUCAACAAGUGCAGACGUUGCAUCGCCGUGCUCGGUACGACUGGAGUUGGCAAAAGCACGCUGGUAUCACUGCUGUUUGGAGAAGGCAAACUGCUUGUCCACCACGAGAAUGCGUAUUCCCGCGUACUUGUAGCUGAGAAGUCAUUUCCUGGGGUCGAUAUCCGCAGCGGCUCUGCUUCCAAGACGCUGCUGCCGGGCGUGAUUCGUACCCGUAUAAAUGAUGAAGAUGUUGUGAUAUUCGAUAUGCCUGGUAGCCACGACACGCGUGGGCCGUUUGCUGAGCUCGUGGUGCAUUCGAUUCUGAAGUGGAUGCUGGCGAAGCACGAGCAAAUGAACUUUCUACUGGUGGCUACUACUCCUCAAGACGGAUUGGACUGGGGGCGUAAUUAUUAUGUGUUGCUAAUCUACUGA
This is a messenger RNA of Phytophthora sojae, 573 nucleotides long. RefSeq lists its product as hypothetical. The record is from RefSeq and is a predicted model, not a curated record. The transcript has a single exon. NCBI's taxonomy places the organism in Eukaryota, Oomycota, Peronosporomycetes, Peronosporales, Peronosporaceae. The coding region runs from base 1 to 573 and encodes 190 amino acids.